Molecule: messenger RNA, 795 nt
Organism: Canariomyces notabilis
Lineage: Eukaryota; Fungi; Ascomycota; Sordariomycetes; Sordariales; Chaetomiaceae
Product: DNA damage checkpoint protein rad24
Exons: 5
Coding region: 1-795 (264 amino acids)
Biological process (GO): signal transduction; intracellular protein localization
Cellular component (GO): cytoplasm
Source: RefSeq, a predicted model, not a curated record
AUGGGCCACGAAGAUGCUGUCUAUCUGGCGAAGCUCGCCGAGCAGGCCGAGCGCUAUGAGGAAAUGGUUGAGAACAUGAAGAUUGUCGCCUCCGAGGAUCGUGAUCUUACCGUCGAGGAGCGGAAUCUUCUGUCUGUUGCCUACAAGAACGUCAUUGGUGCCCGUCGCGCGUCGUGGAGAAUUGUCACCUCGAUCGAGCAGAAGGAGGAGUCCAAGGGCAACUCUACCCAGGUCGGCCUGAUCAAGGAGUACCGCCAGAAGAUCGAGGGCGAGCUCGCCAAGAUCUGCGAGGAUAUCCUCACUGUUCUCGACAAGCACCUCAUUCCCUCGGCUAAGAACGGGGAGUCCAAGGUGUUCUAUCACAAGAUGAAGGGUGACUACCACCGCUACCUCGCCGAGUUUGCCGUUGGCGACAAGCGCAAAGACUCGGCCGACAAGUCUCUUGAGGCUUACAAGGCUGCUACCGAGGUUGCGCAGACGGAGCUCCCGCCCACUCACCCUAUCCGUCUUGGCCUUGCCCUCAACUUCUCCGUCUUCUACUACGAGAUCCUCAACGCCCCUGACCAGGCCUGCCACCUGGCUAAGCAGGCGUUUGAUGAUGCCAUUGCCGAGCUCGACACAUUGAGCGAGGAGAGCUACAAGGACAGCACAUUGAUCAUGCAGCUGCUCCGUGACAACUUGACUCUUUGGACCUCGUCCGAGGCUGAGCAGCCUGCUCCCACCGGUCACGCCGAGGCCCCUCAGCAGGAGGAGCCGAAGGCGGAGGGCACUGCGGAGGAGCCCAAGGCUGAGUAA